Colletotrichum costaricense is the source of this 249-nucleotide messenger RNA. RefSeq lists its product as uncharacterized. The transcript has a single exon. Bases 1 to 249 code for a protein of 82 amino acids. NCBI's taxonomy places the organism in Eukaryota, Fungi, Ascomycota, Sordariomycetes, Glomerellales, Glomerellaceae. The record is from RefSeq and is a predicted model, not a curated record.
AUGUUUUGUUCAUGUGCCUGGCUAAGUAAGGCAAGGAAGUUAUUUGAUAUUGUCUUGUAUCAAAGACGGACGAAGAAAAGCAAUGCAAAACCAGUGAUCAAGACACAGCGGGUCCCCUUGGCCGAAUUGAUCAUUACUGCGUACUCCGUCCACAAUUGCAUGCCCGUACUCAAGGCACCCGACCCUAGGAAUUACCAAAUGCCCGCUCUGAUCUGCCUUAUGCUUGUCUCGGCCGCCGUUCCUGCUUAG